AUGACUAAGUUUAGUCCUUUUGCUAAGCUUCUUGAUGACUAUAAACUGACUGGCCCAAAUUAUGUGGAUUGGAAAAGAAAUUUGUUUAUCGUCCUUACUGCUGAAAAAUUGGCAAAAGUUGUCAAAGAGGACGAACCUGCUGAACCUAGUCCUGAUGCAACAGAAUAUGUUGCAAAGUGCUAUAUUAUGGCUUCCUUAGACCCUACUUUACAAAAGCAACAUGAAGGAAAGAAGACUUGCAAGGAGAUCUUGGAAAGCCUUAAGGCUUUGUACGAAGAACGUAAUCGUACUGCACGUCAAAACGCUAUGAGUGGUUUGAUGAACACCAAGAUGGCUGAAGGUACACCAGUUCAGGCCCACGUUCAUAAGAUGAUUGGGUACAUAAAUGAAUUGGAAUCCUUGGGAGCCGAGCUGGACAAUGAAUCAAAAGUUAAUGCAAUUCUUGCUUCACUUGCUUGA
Molecule: messenger RNA, 459 nt
Organism: Asparagus officinalis (garden asparagus)
Lineage: Eukaryota; Viridiplantae; Streptophyta; Magnoliopsida; Asparagales; Asparagaceae
Exons: 1
Coding region: 1-459 (152 amino acids)
Source: RefSeq, a predicted model, not a curated record